Toxotes jaculatrix (banded archerfish) is the source of this 2988-nucleotide messenger RNA. RefSeq names its product leucine rich repeat containing 75Bb (gene lrrc75bb). The transcript has 4 exons. The record is from RefSeq and is a predicted model, not a curated record. Lineage: Eukaryota; Metazoa; Chordata; Actinopteri; Toxotidae. The coding region runs from base 44 to 1174 and encodes 376 amino acids.
UCACCACCACCACCACUUCCACCGACACAUCCUCUCAGGAGUGAUGGGUUCUAAGUUGACCAGACAGAGAAGUCUCGAUUUUGAAAGCAAAUUGUCCAAGAGAAGACGGCAGAGAAAUGACAUCCCCGGAGAGAGCGAGAGAAGGGGCGGCGGAGACUUCUUGUUUACCUCCUUGAUGCUCAAGUCCGACAAGCUCCCAGGGAUGCUGCGGAAAACCAACCACAGCCCAUAUGUCAGGCGUGUGGCUUGGAUCCGGGAAAUCCAGAGGCUUCUCCGGGAGCAGAAGACGGAGCAAGCAGCUGAAGUGCUCAAAAUGCUGAGAAAGGACUUGGGCCUCCAGGGGACAUCACUCAAUGACAUUUUGUACAAGAACGCCGCUUUUCUCAACCUGGUGGACCCUAUUUCUCACGAGCUGCUGCUCAGUCUGGCUCGAGACCUGCAGUGUCCAAAGAGGGAGACUGACUCCCUCAAGUCCACGAACAAGAUCUGCCGCCAGCUGAUUUACCACCUGACCCCUCACUCCAAGUGGACGAGACAGAGCGUGCCUAGGAGGAAGUCUCAGGCCUGUCUGAAGACCACCCUGAAGAAGAAACUGUCAGGUGACGUGGUCAACCUGUCGGGCAUCCCACUGUCUGGUCGAGACGUCCACCGCGUAGCCUUCUACCUCCAGAGCAGCAGUGACGCGGUGUCGGCUGUGGACCUGAGCUUCACCGCGCUGCAGGAUGAUAGCUUACGGCUGCUGCUUCCUUACCUCAGCUGCCUGCCGAAACUCACCAUACUAGCUAUCAAUGGCAACCGUCUUACAGUGGCCAUCUUGAAAGACCUGACAGACAUAAUAAAAGAUCCCAAAAAGUUCCCCAGCCUGGCCUGGAUCGACCUGGGCAACAAUGUCGACAUCUUCACCGUACCGCAGCCGCUGCUCGUGGCCCUGCGGCGACGCUUUGGCUUACAGAGCAGCCUCCCCACCAUUUAUGAGUACAGUGAGGCGCAGGCAUUCAGCCGCUACAACCCAAACAUGGAGACAUCUGUGGAGGAGCCCAGUCUGUACGAUGAGGUAGAUGUAGAGGAAGAUGAUAGAGAGGAGGAGGAGGAGGACAGGCUGGAGCUUCAAGCCUGGGGCUUUGGAGAAGAAAACACGUCAAAAAAUGUGCCGCUGCAUUUCUGUGGGAGGUGAUCGCCUAGAGCUGCUUUCUUUUAGACUGGCAGCCCCUUAUAUCCCCCUGUAUCACCUCGCCCUCAGUCUAGCCUCCUGUGUUAUAGCGGGUGUCAUUGUGGCAGGAGAUGCUUACAUUGACCCACAUGUUUCUGAAAAUAACUUUAAAAUAAGCAACUGUGUAGUGUUUCCCUCUGGAUGCUCUGACUGCUGAAACCCAGCAAUGUGAUGUGGACCGCUCUGUGUUUGCACUGACAGUAAGAAUAUAUUUAUACGGAUUGAUUUGACCUUCAUUUAUCCAGGAGAAGUUGAACCGAACUGAUUGGGCUUGCUGUUUCCCAGUGCUUUAUGUUCCUAGAGUUUUGUGCUCUCAUACCUUGAAGCUUCCCAUUAUCUGUCACUGUCCACUGGAGCAGCUGGGGUUUAAGUGCCUUGCAUAAGGGCACCUCAGCAGUAGCUCUUGAGGGUAGGGGAGCAUUGCUAAUUCAUAUUCCCCCAAGCACAUUUUUUCUAUCUGGUCCAGCCUCUGUAACAACUUUGCCCCUGCUGCCCCAUUUCCGUGAGAGGUCUGAAUAAAAUAACUUACUUGACAAAUCGAUCAGUUUAAUUUCAGCUGAUGUUUUUUGCUAUGAUAUAAAUAUAUUUUUAGUCAGAAAUCAGCAGUGCUGUUAGAUUAUGUUCCAGUUCUUCCUGUUGGGACACAGCAUUUAUUCAGGAAUAGUUUUUAAAACUGGUGACUUACAGUAAGUAAACAAAACAUACUCAAUCCAUUUUAAUUCGAAUUCAAAGCGUCGAUGCUUCAGUACAUGUUGAUUUACUGAUGCUGCAGCUGGUAUUGAGAAAAGCCUCAGCCUGAUAACACACAUGCAGGCAUGCAGACGGCACGCACAGCGUUCGGGGCGUGAGCUGCUGAUGAACUGAUUACUGCCUCCAUCAGGUCUCGUUAGGCCCCUUCAGUCACAGAUGGCGAGCAGGAGAUCUAUUUUUUUCCCAGCAAAUAGGACUAGCCCCAGAUAAUUUCGUCCACUGGUGGUUCAUGAAUGAUUCUAUUUAUGAAUCAGACCAUGAGCAAUGAGAAAGGUGCCCACUCUGAUUUUAAAGGCAUACGCAGCAAUGACGAAGAAACAAUUGCAAUAUAUCAGUUUAAUAAUUCAUCUUCUCCUCUGUGGUGCUAUAGUCUGCACAUAAAACUGUUUUUGUGGCAUGAAUAAACAGCAGCAGUUUCUUUUUGACUAGUCUGUUUUUUAGAUGUGCAGUUGUCAUCUUUUUGGGUUUUUUUUUUUUUUUUUUUAAAUGGGCAUGACUGUUUACUGUAAUGCAACAUCAAACCCCACAGACAGAGCAUGUUUAUAUGUACAGUAAUACCCCACAAAAUUUCUGAUUUUUUUCUCCACAAAAUUCCACACUUUAUCCCGCCUACAGAUAUGAAUGCGGUUUGUUCUCUUUCCAUGCUAUUAUUCAGGAAAAUCAGUUUAUUUGUGUUUACAGGGGAACAGGACGCUUGGUAUGCAUGUAUGUAUGUGUGUGUGUGUGCGUGUGUGUCUAUGAGAGAGCAUAAUUAGAGUGUGCGCCUGUGUGCAUGAAUGUGUUCUGGACAGAGUAAAUUACUACCUUUGAUCGUAGAAAUGAAAUGUUUACUCAUUUGCACUUUAAGGACGACUCAGUCCCUGAAUACACAAGCUUUGUUUUUAUGGGUUGUUGCUGACAUAAAAACAUAUUGAGACACUCACAUCCUCAAUUUUUUAAAUCUUUUAUCUUUGAUCACUUUUCAAUUUGAGAGAUAAAUCAUCAGCCUUCAUGCAGAUUUGUAAUUUUAUUUGAUUUCGUCUUCAUGG